AUGGCAGCUAAUGUAUCCCGGGGAGAUCCACUCGGCACUGGACUCCGCUUGGUAGCACGCGAAUGCAAUGACCAGUAUUCUAGCGUCGCACCGAGCCAAUUGUCGGGCAACAUAUAUGCUGACACAGGAUACGCCAAUGUCGCCGUGCCCCUCCCGAUUCUCAUAGCUCGAAUUGCCAAAGUUUGGGGCACCGAGAGUCCCGAGAGAACCAUUCCCGAGGGCAACUUAAUUUUUGUCGCGGGUGGCACCUCACUGCUGAAUCCCGAUCUCCACCAGAACCCUAUCCUUCAGCAACUUCUCUUCUGCAUCAGCUUUGCGCCUUUGUCCUUUCCGGGACCUUGGUCAAUCAUACCGAUUUUCAUCACCAUCCACUAUCGGAGGAUAAUCAGCCUCCGCUUGCGCGCCGCGGGGAGCUCACCAUACCAAACUUCACGAUCAAGAGAUGAUCGCAGGUCUGCGGCUCUCGCCCCUCCUUCAACAUGCCUAACCCUUCUCCCCCUCCGUCCGCCUCCGGGAAAAAAAAGACCUCACCCUUCCGCCGAUACCCCUCCUACGCAAUCCGACCCUACGGCCUCAAAUAACGGUUCCUACCAUCCCGCCCCAACGGUGUCUGCGUCACCUGCUGUAUCCACCGCGCACUCCACUGCGACUGCCUCGAGCGCAUCUUCCUCUUCCUUCCGUAACGUCUCAGCUUGUAAUCGCUGCCGGUUACGCAAAAACCGAUGCGAUCAGCGUCUGCCGAGGUGCCAGUCCUGUGAAAAGGCUGGAGUCCGCUGCGUUGGAUACGACCCUAUCACGAAGCGCGAGAUCCCGCGCAGUUAUGUGCAUUUUCUGGAAUCACGAGUCGCUCAUCUGGAGAAGCGGUUGGCAGAGCAUAAUAUCGAGUUCAAGAAAGCUGUCGCAUUCGAUGAAGAAGAUGCGUUAAAACAAGAGACCGAGGGCGAGGCGCCGGGCACAUCCGGCGAAGGACAACCCAGUGGGAACCAGGAUAAAACACAUUUGACAAAUUCUGCGAAGGAUGAAACAGUGUCCGACCAGCGUAAAGACGGAGAACAGCGCGAUGCCGAAGGAGAUGAAAACGAGGAGAAUUGGCGCCUACACAAUCUGGUUUCCAAUAUUGGCAUGGUUUCGGUGCAAGGGACGUCUGAUCCUCGAUAUCUGGGCUCCACGUCUGGUAUCUCAUUUGCUCGGGUUGUCUUUGCUGCAGUCAGAAGCUCGAUACCUGGAAAUCCGGAGCGCGGUCCACUGCGCACUGGAGAUCGAUUGCCCCAGACAGCGACUGGCUCAGGUGCAGGAACCAUGCGCGAUUCAUUUUUUGGGCUUCAGACGAAACCGAUGAUGAAACGUGCGUCAUUUCCAGACCGGGAGCUCGCUGAGCGACUAGUUGAUCUGUAUUUUGAACACGCAAAUCCUCAAAUGCCUAUUCUCCACCGUGGGGACUUCAUGGAGCUCUUGGAUCGAACGUAUCAGCUGGAAGAGAAGAAUCGCUCACCAAGAGCUCUUUAUGUCCUCAACAUCGUGUUUGCCAUCGGUGCGGGAAUUAUCUUCGAGGAUAAAGCUCAAAGUUCGGAUGAUGAAAGCCGCGCUGGUCGCGAUAGAUCCUCAUCUACUUCCAAAAGGCUGCGAAUGUCUAAUCACCAGUAUCAGCCGGAGGAAUACCACGCGUCUGCUAUUGUUCAUUUAGAAUCGUUCCUCGGUUCUUCGUCCAGUGAAGGAUUCGGUGGUUUGGAGGAACUUCAGGCAGUGCUUCUACUGGCCAGUUUCGCUUUGUUGCGGCCCGUGGCUCCGGGUCUUUGGUAUAUAGUUGGUGUGGCGAUGCGCUUAGCUGUUGACCUGGGUCUCCACUACGAAGAUGGCGUUGGCCUUGACUCCGGAUCGAAAAAUGGAUCCCCGGUCCAGUCGCGAAUUGAUGCUCGCGAACGAGGGCGGCGAGAAUGGGUCCGAGACCUGCGUCGCCGGCUCUGGUGGUGCGUGUACAGCUUCGACCGUCUAGUUGCCAUCUGUGUCGGACGACCAUUUGGUAUUAGCGACCAGGCAAUUAGUACGGAACUUCCAUCUAUGAUGGACGACAAAUACAUCACGAAAUCCGGCCUCUUGACGCCUCCCGAUGGAGCCCCUACCUACAAGCAUGUUGCUUUCCACUACUUCAAACUUCGCCUUCUUCAGUCUGAGAUCCACGACGUCCUUCAAUAUCAGCAGGCACGUGCCAUCCGGAGACGCUCUCCGGAGAGCGCGGCCAUCCUUCCUCAUGCUGAGCUUACCUCCCCAUUCCUCCAAGGCUUCGAUUCCUUCCGCUCCUGGCGUCAUGAUGUCCACCGGCGCCUGGUGGAAUGGCAUGAGACGGCCCCAACUCGGGCGGAUACUGGUGUCAGAUUCUCCAUUGAACUUCUGGAGUUGAAUUACUGGCAAGCCAUUAUCUUGCUUUACCAACAGAGUCUGACAGUGCCUGCCGAGUUGGCCGGAGAACUGACCCCAGCUGACGAUGUCUCGAGUCCAUCCUUUUCAAAUAUCGAUGAGGGUGAUGAAGAAGAUCACGUCUAUCUAAACGUUGCUGAGGCUGGACAGAAAGUGAUUCGAAUCUAUCGCCAGCUCCAUCGCGUACGACUCGUCAAUUACACGUAUCUUGCUACUCACCAUAUCUUCAUGGCUGGUAUUUCCUUCUUGUAUGCUAUCUGGCAUUCGCCUCUGGUUCGAAGUCGUUUGGUCGAUAUGACGCGUGUGCAUGCUGCCACACAUGGUGCCGGCUCUUUGCACGCUGGUCGCACCCGCCAGCAUAUGGAGCAAAGGCGAGGACAUGGUGCGGUCCGACGAUCUGCGCAAAGCCGCGCACAAAGGCCUGUGCCAAAGUUCGAUAUGAACCUGGCAGAUCUUUUCAGCGAUAAUGCUCCGGCUGAUCGCUCUCGGGCCGAGAACAGCUAUUCUGGACAACCGUAUCCCGUUCGCUCAGAACAGGCUGAGUCGAUGGGUUCCGGCUUCUCUACCGACAGAGCUGGUCGGUCGUUCGGGCAGCGUACUCCGUCCAUGGAGUAUCAUAUGAAAUAUGAAAACCCGACGUCCCCACAACAACCGCCGCACUUCUACUACGGAAACUCGCCACAUCACAGUGGUUCGCCAGGUAGUGUAGCUGCCAAUGGGCCCCAUGCCGUUGCAUCGGCAGACACAGAGGCACAGUCGGGUAUCAGCCUCGAUUUUCUUGAGUUUGGGUCUGGUGGUUCCGACGGUCCGAAUCACAUGGAAACGGAUCCUAACGCCGGGUAUCUGGCUGGUAUGCCUCCCCUCGGGCCUAAUCUUGGCCAGAACGUGGGUAUCGAUCUUGGAUUCGGCAUGGCCAUGGAUUACCAGCAUGAUUGGAGCGAAAACCCCAAUUAUGAUCUUCUUGAAGGGUAUUUCUUCGGCGGUUCAGGACCAGGCGCUUCCGGUGGUGAUGCUUAA
This is a messenger RNA of Penicillium maclennaniae, 3432 nucleotides long. Its product is annotated as Zn(II)2Cys6 transcription factor. Gene Ontology annotation, biological process: positive regulation of transcription by RNA polymerase II; DNA-templated transcription. Lineage: Eukaryota; Fungi; Ascomycota; Eurotiomycetes; Eurotiales; Aspergillaceae. The record is from RefSeq and is a predicted model, not a curated record. Bases 1 to 3432 code for a protein of 1143 amino acids. Gene Ontology annotation, molecular function: sequence-specific DNA binding; zinc ion binding; DNA-binding transcription factor activity, RNA polymerase II-specific. The transcript is spliced from 4 exons.